AUGUGGAAGCGAUUACAGGGUGCCGUCCGGGAUAAGGAGAAGCAUGCACGAAUAGGCAAUCCCGUACUUCUUGAAACCACAUAUGACGAGGAUCAACUGAAUCGCAACCCCAGAGUGACCGACCUUCAAAAUGGCAGUCACCAGAAUUAUGCGCUCCCUCCGCUCUCGCAUUUAUUGUCUCCCCAAAGCCCUCCCAACUAUAGAGCGUCAGAAGUAGCAACAGCCUCGUCUAUUUACUCACAGGACACACUCUGCUACAACGACAACAACGACAACCCUACAGCCACAUCGCCCUCCGCAUACGAAGACAUAUCGCCUCCUAGCUCUCCGGAACCAGAACAGUAUUCCUCCUCUUUUCUCCCCCGAAGAUUUCGCUCGAUGCGUGACGUAUCACCCAUGGACGAAGACCGCAAGAAACUCGAAGACAAUCCUCGCGCGGGUAGCAACAUUCCUGUUCUGCGCAGAGCGCCAUCUGUCCUUCGAAAUGGCGACGCAGACUCAGGACCAAAGCAGAAGUUUUGGGAAGGCAAGCUUGCGCCAAACUCGAAAGUAAAGUGGGAUGAGUAUUCAGGCGAGCCCAAUAGUGCAGGGAAGGCCGCGUCAGUCGAUCCAGUCUCUUAUGCGAAAGGUGUGGCGUCGUCAGACAGCAGACCUAUGGGGUAUCAGGUUUCAGUCAGUGGGCCUGAGAAAAAGAACACAAGUUUCGGAGAGCGCGUUGGCCGCUUCGGGUCGAAGCGUUCACCACCGCCCGUGGAGCCGUGGAGCCGAGCUACGGGACGAUCAGAAAUCGCACCUCCGCUGAAAUACCAGCCUGCAGACAAACCACUACAAAUACCACGAAAGACAACCUCUCCAAGCACGGACCAGGAGAGGUCAAACGCACUUGCAGCUGCCAUUAUUCUGUCUGACACUCAACCUGUAGCAACUGAGAUGGCGCUCAAGGAUCCGCGCGACAACGAUAUGCGCUACAACGAUGGUAUUAAACCGAUUGUACCGCUCAAAGUAGGGGAAAAUAGUCUGCGAAGUGGUCCUAUCUCUCCCACGUCACCUCAAGGCUUGGGAAUUACAACUUCGUAUCCGAGCCCAAUUACUCCAACAAGUCGCACGCAGCUGAACCAGUCCCCGGCCACUGUAACACCAGUAGAACAGACGCUAUACCCCACCUUACGGAAUACAACCCCGCCUUCAGAGAAAGGCAAGCAAGCGCCCAUAAGUCGAUUCUCGUGGACAACCUACAACAGUGCGACGACCUACCAACACUCACCACCGCCUUCACCACCGAAUGGGAAGCGCGUCGUAACAGAACCCAUAUCAGCCGCCUCCUCGAUUCUAAACCGACGCCGCCCAGUACCACACGCAGACAGCGUCCCCGCGCCCAGUAUGACCAAAGUUUAUGCCCGUAACCCAACUUCCCCCUACGCCUCAUCCACCUUCUCCAAUUCCUCGAAAAAGGCGCUCCCCCAUCCCCCUAGCGCCCUCAGCGCUAUCGACCACAUCGCCUACCUGGAAUCGCAACAAGAAGACCUGCGCAUCCGCCGCAACAAUGUGUACCGUUUACUAAAGGACUUGAACAACGCUGCGCCGACUAACCCGCUGGUUACCGACUUCAAGAAAGCUAGGGUGGCGGAAGAGAGGAAGAAGGCGUUUCAAGAGGAGUUGGAUGAGAUUCGCGCCGAGGAGCAUGAUGUUGGACUUAAGCUGCACCGCGCGUGGAAAAAGAGGGAGAGGGAGGAUCCCAACUCCAAUGGCAGUGCCUUGUGGGUGAGGAGAGUUACCAGCUAG
This is a messenger RNA of Alternaria atra, 1782 nucleotides long. RefSeq lists its product as uncharacterized. Bases 1 to 1782 code for a protein of 593 amino acids. The transcript is spliced from 2 exons. NCBI's taxonomy places the organism in Eukaryota, Fungi, Ascomycota, Dothideomycetes, Pleosporales, Pleosporaceae. The record is from RefSeq and is a predicted model, not a curated record.